Molecule: messenger RNA, 870 nt
Organism: Talaromyces proteolyticus
Lineage: Eukaryota; Fungi; Ascomycota; Eurotiomycetes; Eurotiales; Trichocomaceae
Product: cleavage and polyadenylation specific factor 5
Exons: 4
Coding region: 1-870 (289 amino acids)
Cellular component (GO): mRNA cleavage factor complex
Molecular function (GO): mRNA binding
Source: RefSeq, a predicted model, not a curated record
AUGUCGACCGUCACGGUGACUGCAAUGCAGAGCUCAAAACCCCCUAUUAUCCCCAAGUCCUUCAAUGCCAAACAGCCGCAAACAAUCCGGCUCUACCCUCUCUCCAACUACACCUUUGGUACCAAGGAAAACCAACCAGAAGAAGACCCCUCGGUGCUUGCGCGCCUGAAGCGUCUCGAAGAGCAUUAUGACCAACACGGAAUGCGCCGGACCUGCGAAGGCGUACUGGUCUGUCACGAACAUAAUCACCCACAUGUGUUGAUGCUGCAGAUUGCGAAUGCAUUUUUCAAACUACCAGGCGAUUAUCUGCACCACGAAGACGACGAAAUCAACGGCUUCAAAUCCCGUUUGAACGAACGCCUGGCACCCGUCGGCUCUCAAUUCAGCGGCGAAGGCGUGAACGAGGACUGGGAGGUCGGCGAUACGCUGGCGCAAUGGUGGCGUCCGAAUUUCGAGACUUUUAUGUACCCAUUCCUCCCAGGCCAUGUCUCGCGUCCGAAGGAGUGUAAGAAGUUAUAUUUCAUCCAACUUCCGAAAAAGAAGGUUCUCAGCGUUCCGAAGAAUAUGAAACUCCUCGCCGUCCCGCUUUUCGAACUCUACGACAACACAGCCCGCUACGGCCCCCAACUGUCGGCGAUCCCGCAUUUACUGUCUCGCUACAAUUUCGAAUUUGUCGAUGAGAAUGACAACGUUGUCGCCGUCACACCGGGCACGUCGUCUACGGGCAUUGAAGAGAUCAAGACAAAGGUGCUUGCUGGGGGUGAUGCAGAAACAGGCGAGGACACGGGGAUGGAAGAUGUUAAUACGGGGGACGGCGGUGCAGGGAAUGCAGCGGGUAACAAGGACGAGGGGGAGAAUGAGCAGAUUUGA